UUUGGAGCUAAACUUUGCAGUGCAUUGGCCCUCCAGGAUCCAGACGUUAUGAAGAUACAGUUGAACAAAGUAUCAGAUCUUCAGAUCCACCAGGCCAGUCUUCAGUAACUAAACAAAACUGGACUCCGUGAUCACCAUCACUCACUUAUCAGAACUCUACAUUUUUGCUUUCGCUCAUCCACCGCUCUAAAUGAGUGUCUUGGACAACAAGAUCAGGGCUGGGGCGCACACCAGAACCCACACAGAAUGUCCUGGAUCAACGGCUUCCUAGUAGCCAGAGUGGAUGACCGUAAGACCGCGUGGGGCGAGCGCAAUGGCAAGAAGUCCAAGCGCAAGGUUGGCUCCUCUCUCUGCAACCCACGCUACAUGAGCUGCCUGCGGGACGUGGAAGCCAUGGAGCCUCCUCCCCAGCCGCCCCACGCUCAGGCCACUCGGUCAGGAGGAGGAGGUACGGCUGGGAGCAACUUCGGCGUGCGCUGCGGAUGGCAGGAAGACCACUACGGGAAAAUGGGGGGGGAGGGGGUGGGGCUUAAAUCUGUGGACCUGGGUUUCGAGGACGGCGAGGUCAAGGGGAGGAAAGGGGGCGGCUUGGGUUGCGACAGCUCCAGCGAUGACUCUGCCAGCGGCUCGGGGUCGGUGACGGCGGCAGACUGCUGGCAGCGGGUGGUUCGCGUGUUCCAAUCCAAGAAGUUCCAGUCACGCAAACUGGAGCGUCUCUACCAGCGCUACUUCUUUAGGCUCAACCAGAGCUCGCUUACGAUGCUGAUGGGCGUCUUGGUGAUCGUUUGUGGGGUCAUGCUCACCUUCCACUGCAUUCACGGACUUCCUGAUGUGGUCUAUGCCUCCGUGCUCUCUGUGGCCAUGGCCCUGUUCUUGGCGCUAAUGGUGGUGUGCAACCGAAAUGGGUUCCACCAGGACUACAUGUGGAUGGUCAGCUACCUUGUGAUUGGAGUGCUAAUCGUGGUGCAGGUGUUCGGGGUGCUGAUGGUGGCCCCCCGCAGCGCCUCCGAGGGGAUCUGGUGGUCCGUGUUCUUCAUCUACAUCAUCUACACGCUGCUGCCCGUGCGGAUGAGGGCGGCAGUGCUCAGCGGAGGAGUGCUGUCCUCCAUACACCUCCUCACUACGUGGAGGAUCAAUCAGGAUGAUGAGUUCCUCUGGAAACAGCUGAGCGCAAACGUGCUGAUCUUCCUGUGCACCAACAUCAUUGGGAUCUGCACUCACUACCCAGCAGAGGUCUCUCAGAGGCAAGCCUUUCAGGAGACGCGAGGCUACAUCCAGGCCCGACUGCACCUGCAAAGAGAAAACCAGCAGCAGGAACGCCUGUUGCUGUCUGUUUUGCCAAGGCAUGUCGCCAUGGAAAUGAAGGCUGACAUCAACGCUAAAAAAGAAGACAUGAUGUUUCACAAGAUCUACAUCCAGAAGCACGACAAUGUCAGUAUUUUGUUUGCAGACAUCGAGGGUUUCACUAGUCUGGCGUCGCAGUGCACUGCUCAGGAGCUGGUUAUGACUCUAAACGAGCUGUUUGCCCGCUUUGACAAGCUGGCUUCGGAGAACCACUGCUUACGGAUCAAGAUCCUGGGGGAUUGUUACUACUGUGUGUCAGGGUUACCUGAGCCCAGAGCGGACCACGCUCACUGCUGCGUGGAAAUGGGGGUGGACAUGAUUGAAGCCAUUUCAUUGGUGCGAGAGGUCACAGGGGUCAAUGUAAACAUGCGGGUCGGUAUCCACAGUGGUCGCGUGCACUGUGGAGUUCUUGGAUUGAGAAAGUGGCAAUUCGACGUGUGGUCCAACGACGUCACGCUGGCCAACCACAUGGAGGCUGGAGGCAAAGCCGGGAGGAUCCAUAUCACUAAAGCUACUCUGCAGUACCUGAAUGGAGACUAUGAGGUGGAGCCAGGUUUUGGAGGGGAGAGGAAUGCCUAUUUGAAAGAGAACAGCAUUGAGACCUUUCUAGUGUUGGGCUGCAGUCAAAAGCGGAGAGUAAAUGCAGUGGGGGAAAAGGGAACACAAAAGGCAGAAUUAGAAAUGUGCUUUUCUAACUGUUCUUCUGCUCACAAACGCAGCCGUGGUGCUCAGGAGGCGCUGAACCCCGAAGACGAGGUGGAUGAGUUUUUGGGCCGUGCCAUUGACGCUCGCAGUAUUGACCAGCUCCGCAAAGACCACGUGAAGAAGUUCCUCCUCACCUUCCAAACCUCCAGCCUGGAGAAGAAGUAUGCUAAGAAGGUAGACGAUCGUUUUGGCGGUUACGUGGCCUGUACUCUGCUGGUCUUCUGUUUCAUCUCUUUUAUCCAGAUCGUCAUAUUCCCUCAUACUCUGGUCAUGCUGGGAAUAUACAUCAGUAUCUUCAUCAUUCUUGCCAACAUCCUUUUCAUCUGUGCCAUUUACUCCUGCGUAAAGCUCUUCCCUGCUGCUAUGCAGACUGUGUCCAAGAAGAUUGUUCAGUCUCGCACCAACAGCACACUGGUGGGAGUUUUCACCAUCAUCCUCGUCUUCAUCUCUGCCUUUGUCAAUAUGUUUUCCUGUGAUACACGGAAACUUGUGGACUGUGUAGCAGAGCAGUUUAACUGGUCGUCCGAGAUGGUUACUCCCUGUGUCAUUCACAACUUGUCUCGCUCUGCAGCCGACGGCCUGAAUAUCUGUCCCAGCAACACUCCCUCCUGCCCCUUCCCUGAGUAUUUCAGCUACAGUGUGCUGCUGACCCUGUUGGCCUGCUCAGUGUUCCUGCAGAUCAGUAGUAUAGGGAAGCUGGCUUUAAUGCUGCUCAUCCAGCUCACUUUCCUGCUGCUUGUGGAGUGGCCAGAGGUGGUGCUGUUUGACAACGCAGACCUCUUCGUUACUGCCAAUGCCCUUGUUUUCAAUGAAACUCUGCUAUGGUCCAGUCUCAAUACGACUACUGAGCAGUGUACUUUCAGGGUGACUAAAGUGUCCCUAAAGGUCAUGACCCCAGUGAUCCUCACUGUAUUUGUACUAGCACUGUACCUACAUGCCCAGCAAGUGGAGUCAACGGCUCGUUUAGACUUCCUUUGGAAACUUCAGGCCACAGAAGAAAAGGAGGAGAUGGAGGAACUUCAAGCCUACAACCGCCGGCUUCUCCACAACAUCCUGCCCAAAGAUGUGGCCGCCCACUUUCUAGCCAGAGAGAGGAGGAAUGACGAGCUGUACUACCAGUCGUGUGAGUGUGUGGCCGUCAUGUUCGCCUCCAUCAGCAACUUUUCCGAGUUCUACGUGGAGCUGGAGGCCAACAACGAGGGAGUGGAGUGUCUGAGGCUCCUCAAUGAGAUCAUCGCUGAUUUUGAUGAGAUCAUCAGUGAGGAGAAAUACAGACAGCUGGAGAAAAUAAAGACCAUUGGCAGCACCUACAUGGCCGCAUCCGGUCUUAACGACUCCACCUAUGACAAGGAAGGCCGCUCGCAUAUAACCGCCCUGGCCGACUACGCCAUGCACCUCCGCGAACAGAUGAAAUAUAUCAAUGAGCAUUCCUUCAACAACUUCCAGAUGAAGAUCGGACUGAACAUUGGGCCAGUGGUCGCAGGAGUUAUUGGCGCCAGAAAGCCCCAGUAUGAUAUCUGGGGAAACACAGUAAACGUGGCCAGUCGGAUGGACAGUACAGGGGUCCCAGACCAUAUUCAGGUGACCACAGACCUGCACCAGGUGUUGGCCAGUAAAGGUUACCAGCUGGAGUGUCGAGGGGUCGUUAAGGUGAAAGGCAAGGGUGAGAUGACCACUUACUUCCUGAACGACGGACCUCCCAACAGUUAGCAGCACACUAGAGUUCCUUUGGAUUCCCACAAUUCCCCAGAGAGGAGGAUUUCUAGAGGCAAGCAGAAGACAAACAAGUAGCCAUCGCCAUCACUUGAAGAAAAAAGGAAGAUUAUUG
Molecule: messenger RNA, 3877 nt
Organism: Sinocyclocheilus rhinocerous
Lineage: Eukaryota; Metazoa; Chordata; Actinopteri; Cypriniformes; Cyprinidae
Product: adenylate cyclase type 6-like
Exons: 22
Coding region: 247-3759 (1170 amino acids)
Biological process (GO): cAMP biosynthetic process; adenylate cyclase-activating G protein-coupled receptor signaling pathway; intracellular signal transduction
Cellular component (GO): plasma membrane
Molecular function (GO): adenylate cyclase activity
Source: RefSeq, a predicted model, not a curated record